ACUACAUCUUCUAGUUAGAUUCUUAUAUCUAAUAUUUAGUACUAGGAGUGGGCAGUUGAUUUUCUUCAAUUAUAAAUAUACCCGGCCGUAUGCUUCAUUGGCAAGGUCCAUCCAUUGUCUUGUAUAUUAAGCUUGAGUGCCUUAUAGUUCCCUCAAUUCCAUCACUCCAAUCUUGUUGGAACUUGUUCAAGAGUAUGUGGAAAAAGAUAUCAAAGUCCAUAAGAAAUUUACUUUGCCUUCAACCAAACCGUCUCCUGCACCGUAAUGAAGUUCUUAAUGAGACACUGCAUGGUGCCCACCGUAAUGAAGUUCUUAAUGAGACACUGCAUGGUGCCAACUUGGAUGUGCACUGGGUGAGCUCCCAUGUUUGUUUAGAGGAAAGCAAACCAUGCAUGUGUAAUCACAGCAUUAAGAACUUAGAGUCUGUCGAAAAUGACAUAGCCAUUGAGCAUAAUGUGGGGGCUACUGGUUCUUUUGCUCAUGCUGUCAUUAAUAUGAUUGGGAUGCUCAUAGGGUUGGGGCAAUUAUCAACUCCAUAUGCACUGGAAAGAGGAGGGUGGGUAUCUUCUUUUCUGCUUAUAGGACUUGGGAUAAUAUGUGCAUAUACUUCUCAUCUACUUGGAAAAUGUCUUGACAAGAAUCCCAAGUCAAGAAGUUUUACAGAUAUUGGACAGCAUGCAUUUGGAACAAAAGGAAAAGUAUUAGUUACAACCUUCAUCUACUUGGAAAUUUUCAUGGCACUAGUGUCCUAUACAAUAUCAUUGCAUGACAACCUUAUUCCAGUACUUUCAGGGAUGCAGAUUAAGGUGCCAUGGGCUAAACUAUCUUCAUCUCAGCUCCUAACAAUGAUGGCAGUCUUAAUAGCACUCCCUAGUGUGUGGCUGAGAAAUUUAUCUUCAAUAUCUUUCAUCUCAUCUGCCGGAAUUCUCAUGUCGCUUCUCAUUUUUAUAUCAGUGCCAUGCACUUCCAUUUUUGGAGGUGUAAAACCCAAUCACAAGAUACCAGUCCUCCAGCUCCAUAACAUUCCUGCAAUAUCUGGGCUAUAUAUCUUCAGCUAUGCAGGGCACAUUGUUUUCCCUAAUUUAUAUAAAGAAAUGAAAGAUCCAUCUAGGUUUACCAAGGUAUCUAUUGUCAGCUUCACAAUAGUGACAGCAUUAUAUACAGCAUUAGCUUUCCUGGGAGCCAAAUUGUUUGGGCCAGAAGUAAAUUCUCAAAUCACUCUCAGCAUGCCUCCACAUCUUCUUGUGACAAAGAUUGCAUUAUGGGCCACUGUGCUGACACCCAUGACCAAAUAUGCAUUGGAAAUAGCACCAUUUUCCAUUCAACUUGAGCAUAACCUUCCGGCUUCAAUGGGUUCCAAGCUAAAGAUGAUCAUAAGGGGUUGCGUAGGUUCAUUUCUACUUCUAUUAAUACUAGCACUGGCUCUUUCUGUUCCAUAUUUUCAGUACGUUCUCAGCCUUACUGGUUCCCUUGUUAGCAUUGCCAUCUGCGUAAUCUUUCCUUGUGCAUUCCACACCAAGAUUUGUUGGGGUCAAAUAUCAAAACCUCUCAUAAUUCUCAACUUGACCCUCGUUGCAUUUGGCUCUCUUCUUGGGGUUUUUGGUACCGUUUCCUCAUCCAAGUUACUUGUGCAAAGCCUACGAAGAAGAGCUCAUCACUUAGCCUAAGAAUAUGAUAAUAUAUAGCAGAUUUUUUUUUUUUUUUUUUUUUUUUUUUUUUUUUUUUGCUGUUGAAAAAAAUGGAAGUGCUUUUGUUUUGCACUUCUUCUGAAAGCAUCUAUACUUGUUGCACAUUAGUGUAUAUGGACACAAGUUUGCAACAAUUGAAA
Molecule: messenger RNA, 1828 nt
Organism: Quercus lobata
Lineage: Eukaryota; Viridiplantae; Streptophyta; Magnoliopsida; Fagales; Fagaceae
Product: amino acid transporter AVT1H-like
Exons: 3
Coding region: 90-1667 (525 amino acids)
Biological process (GO): amino acid transmembrane transport
Cellular component (GO): vacuolar membrane
Molecular function (GO): L-amino acid transmembrane transporter activity
Source: RefSeq, a predicted model, not a curated record